GAUGUUAUACCGUCCAAAUCCAGAUCUCGGUCAAAACCCACCACUACAACUACGAGCAAAAAGUCAGCAGCAGAUAGGGCUCGUGAGAAGGAGGCGAGAGCCGCAGCAAAAGAGGUCGACAAGGAAACGAAACGUCGCGAAAAGCAGGAAGCCAAGGAGGCAAAGGCCCGCGAGAAGGAGCGAAAUGCUGCUUUGGCCGAGGUCAACAAGCUCCGGACGGACAAGAAGGUCUCGACUCCAGAGAUGAUGGUCGAUAUUCCUUCAAGCUUGAACCCGACUGUCACAACUCAACUCACAGCCAUGCUGGAGCCGCUGGAUGUGCAGUUCACAACUUGGGAAAGUCCUGUUGAGAAUGUGAUCAAGUGGCGCAGAAAAGUCAAGAGUCGCUACAAUGACGAUCUUGGUCUUUGGGAACCGAUCCCACUACGCCUGCAAGACGAAAAGCAUGCCCUUGUUGUCAUGACGGCUGAUGAGUUCGUCAAACUUGCCUUGGAUGAUGAGCUAUCUUCCCACGUUGAAAAGAUGGAAAGACACUUCUCUACUCACCAUAUCCUCUACCUUCUCGAGGGUCUAAUUCCAUGGAUGCGCAAGAAUCGCAACCUUCGCAACCGACAGUUCACUUCUCGCGUACGGGCUCAAGAAGCCUCAGCAUCCAACCCCAGCCGCCGUAACAAGCCUGCCGAGAGUUACAUACCUGAGGAGACCAUUGAGGACGCUCUCUUGCAGUUGCAAGUCAUGCACGAUGUCAUGAUUCACCACACCACGAUCCCGCUCGAGACGGCAGAGUGGAUCGUCAAUUUCACCCAGCACGUCUCGACGAUUCCCUACAGGAAGCAGCGAGAUCAGGCAACGCUUGUCGCUGGGUUCUGCAUGGAGAGUGGACAGGUCAAGACGGGCGAGGAUACAAAAGACACCUACGUCAAGAUGCUCCAGGAGAUCGUGAGAGUCACGGCACCAAUUGCCUAUGGAGUUGCGCAGGAGUUUACCAGCAUCAGCGAGCUGGUUCGAGGACUGGAGGCCGGCGGACCGACGCGUCUAGAGGGCGUGAGGAAGAGUGCAAACAAAGAUGGCACUUUUUCGGAUCGCACAAUCGGCCAGGCAGUCAGUCGACGCAUGUACAAAGUAUUCACGGGACAAGACGAGACAAGCACAGAUGUAUAA
Molecule: messenger RNA, 1161 nt
Organism: Fusarium vanettenii 77-13-4
Lineage: Eukaryota; Fungi; Ascomycota; Sordariomycetes; Hypocreales; Nectriaceae
Exons: 1
Biological process (GO): resolution of meiotic recombination intermediates; double-strand break repair; replication fork processing
Cellular component (GO): nucleus; Holliday junction resolvase complex
Molecular function (GO): nuclease activity; DNA binding
Source: RefSeq, a predicted model, not a curated record